Messenger RNA from Debaryomyces fabryi, 7617 nucleotides. It is a transcript of the gene UTP20, whose product is annotated as Utp20p. The record is from RefSeq and is a predicted model, not a curated record. The transcript has a single exon. Gene Ontology annotation, cellular component: nucleolus; small-subunit processome; 90S preribosome. Bases 1 to 7617 code for a protein of 2538 amino acids. Lineage: Eukaryota; Fungi; Ascomycota; Pichiomycetes; Serinales; Debaryomycetaceae.
AUGGUGAAGGCAUCUAACGGAAAGACUACCCAGUCAUCUAGAAGGCAUGCAUUUUCUUCUUUCCGGGAAAGAAUUGACUCUAUUAAAAUAGAGCCAAAUUUGAGCUUGAAUAAGAGAGCUCAUGAUUAUGUUGAUUCAUCCCAUUUCCUAGCCACCUUAGAACACUGGAAAGAAGUAAAUAUAAGUGGUAACUUCACAGAAUUCUUGGACAAAAUUGAAAAUAUUUGCCAGACAUUGCCCCAAAUUUUACAUCAUCAAGUUACUAUAUUUGAUGCAUUAUACACCCAUAUUGAAAUAAACGAUAUUAAUUCGAUUCAGCCUUUAUUGGAAUGCUUAUCACAAUUCAUUCACGAUUUAGGCCCCGAUUUCAUGCCAUAUUAUGAUAGAACCUUGAUAUUAUUGACAAAUCUUGCAUUAUCAACCAACCCUAAUGAUUCUCAAAAUAACAGAAAUUCAUCUAAUGUCUUAGAAUGGUGCUUCAGUAGUUUAGCAUUUGCAUUUAAGUAUCUUUCUAAGACUUUAGUAGAGGAUUUGUUACCAACGUUUAAAAUAUUGAUUCCUUUAUUGCAACUCAACAAGAAAACCUACAUCUCAAGAUUCUGCGCUGAAGCUUUAUCAUUUUUGAUCAGAAAGCUGAAGGUUGAUAGUUUAACCUCAGUAAUUGAAUACUCAUUCAAUCAACAAAGUGAAAUUAUUCAUGAAAAUGACUCUUAUUGCGAGUCGUUAGUUGUUUUAUUUUCGGAGUCUAUGAAGAACACCAAAGGUUCCUUUCAUUCUAAAUCCACUAAUAUAUUAUCUAAAUUGAUUGAAAAUUCAUUGUCGACUAAAUCAUCUGAAGCAAAAUUUAUUUCAAUUGUUUGUGAUAUUUUAUUAGAUGUUGUUAAUCAUGGUACAAUAGAAAAUUGUGAUAAAUUUUACAAACUAAUCACGAUUUACUUAUCUCAAAUUUUGAAUGAAUCCACUAUUAAUGAUACACUAGCAAUAUCAAUUGCACAAAUUCUAACUACAUUGUCUUUUGCUGAAUCGGGUAAAAAAAUAUCUUCCUGGUCUCCAAUUUUAUCGACUACUAAUUUGUUGAUAAAGAGAGUCUCCUCCGGAACUUUGAUAACCAACCAAUUCUCAAACGCAUUCUUCGAUUCCUUGACAUACCUACUUGUUAUUAUUAUCCGUAAUUGUGAAAUACAGGAAUUAACUAAGUAUUACAGAACUUUUUUCGAAACUAUGAUAGAAUUGAACAAGGGUCAGCACUUUUUGAGUUUUGCAGAAACAAACUUGGAAAUAUCUACAACUAAAGUUGUUAACUUUGGUAUUGCUAAAUAUAUUCAAGACUUUAUUAAUUCAAUUGCAUAUAACGACUCCGAAAUUCAAAAGUUAGGAUUUUUCUUAACAAGGCUUUCUAAAAAGGAGUUUUAUGGAAUUGAGUUAAGUAUUCCCCAGCAUAUGCAAGUUCAUAUUAUUAACCAAUUACGGGAUAGUUAUCAAAAGAUAUCUAACCCAGAAGAGUUACCAGAAAUAUAUUGGAAACUUUUAACUUUAAAAUAUUGUGGAAGAUCAAGUGCAUCUGAGAGUCAAACUUUAAUUAUUUUAUUGAGACAGCUAUGUGAUGAACACUUUAAAUUUGAUUCAAAGUUUUCUCAUGAUUUAGUGGGAGGCGUUGUUGAUGCGUUAUCUCUGUUAUUAAGAGAAAAUGAAGAUAGUGAGAUUGCUUUAAUCGUAUUUAAGCUAAUCAUUUCUAAUUUCCAAAAGUUUAGUGAAUCGUCUGUUUUUAUUUCAUCGGUUAAAAAUUUUAUCAGCUGCUGCUCCUCAAUUAUAUUUCCUUUAAUCAAGGACAACUAUGAUUUUUUGGUCUCCCAAUUGGCAGUUAACAUGUCUUUUCCGAGUCAUGAUUCUCGUUAUAAUGCAAUUCUCUUGCUCAUUGAAAUCCAUGAGGUUUUGAAAUUAGAAGUUUCUCCAAUAAUUUCCCAAAUUAGAUUAAUUGAAGAAAUUCCAUUAACGUUGAAUACUGGAAGAGAUAUCGAAUUAAGAGUUCGUAAUUUAGCACUUGAAUUCAAACUGUUGGAUAAUCCUAAUGAUUUAGAAUGUAACAUUAUUUUGAGAUUUAUGUUUGGUUUAUUAACAAACAAGUUUCAACCAUGUUGGACUUCUGUUUUUGAAGCUUUGCCCUACUUGGUUGAGAAGUGUUCUUCAUCUAUAUGGUUAUUAGCUUAUCAAUUGAUUAAAAUGAAUUAUGGGGAACAAAAUACCAACUAUUACGACUUUGAAUCUUCUGCGUUCGAAGAAGAAAAUGUUCUAUUGAAUUGGCAAGUAAGAAACCCAAGAUUAAGAGGAAACUUUUUAUUUGUGGACGGAAACUUCCUUAGUAAAUAUCUCAAUAUCAGUAGUCUGAUUUUGGAUUAUGCUGAAAGUUCAAGAGCGGACAAUACAUAUAGCUCCAUAUUAAGGUCGCAUGCUAUUCAUGCAUUAAGCUCAGUCCCAUCAAUUGCUGAAAAGCAUUCUGAUAAGCUAGUACCAAUAGUCUUGCAUGAAACCGAUGAUGAAGAUAAUGAUGAUUCUAACGAAGAUCGUACUGAGAGUGACCAUAUCAACCAAAGCUCAUGGACCUUAAAAGAUCGAAAUGACUUGGUUUGCUUGUUUACUAAAUUUAAUAGUUUGAAAAAGGUUUAUAAAGCAGAUUUAUUGUAUGAGCAUAUGCUCAAACUAUUAUGUAACAAACAAACCCAGGUGCAAAAGAUGGCGUUAGAUGUUAUCCUUCGUUGGAGGAUCGGAUCUGUAAAUAAGUAUAAGGAUAACUUAAAAAACUUGUUAGAUGAUACCAUAUUUCGUGACGAACUUUCCAAAUUCAUUUCAAAUAGUUCUGAUUCGACUAUAGAGCAAAGCGAUAAGGAUUCAUUAAUGCCAUUGGUGUUGCGUAUUUUAUUUGGUCGGGCACAAAGCGUUCCUAAAAGUAAUAGUAAAGCUGGUAGAAAAUUUGCUAUUGUUGGAAUCUUACCAAAUCUAUCUCAUGAGUAUAUUAUUGAGUUUUUAAGUUUAGGAUCUGAUAGACUUAAUUAUCAAGAAUAUUUUAUUACCAAUCAAUUACCACUUAUUGACAUAAAAGUUUUAAGAAAGAUAAGUGGUUUUGUGAACUUAUUAAAUGAUGUAUACAAUACUUUGGGAUACAGAUAUAAUGAUGUUUUAAGUUCAACUAUUAAGCCAUUAGUAUUCUCUUUGACUGUUGCUCAAAAAGUAAUAGAUGAAGAAGAUAGUGCUGGUUAUGAUUCAGUAGUAAAAAAGUCCGCAAGAAACAUAAGGCAACUCGGUAUGAAAUGUCUCAGUGAUUUGUUUAAAAUUUUAGGAGAAUCAUUUCAGUGGGACGAUUAUAUCAGCCUUAUAUAUGAAGAAAUCAUAAAACCAAGAUUAAGCAAAUUUACUGAAGAAAACUUGCAGCAAACAUCAUCUUUGAUGAGACUCAUGACAAGUUGGAUAGAAUUGCCAAAUCUAAUCAAAUUCUUGUACAUCGAUGAUUUUGCCCCUGUGAAAGCUAUCAUAUCAUUAGUCACCAAUACCCAUGUGAAAGAAUCUGUUAUUUCGAUUGUCUUAGACUUUUCUAUAUCUGCCUUAAGUAAAAGAAGCAUAGACGAUGAUACUUAUUUCACUCUUUUGGCUUUGUUAGUUGAUACACUUUUAAAGUUUUUACCAAAUAUUUUAGACAUUACAACCAGCCGAGAAAUCAACUCAAAGGCAAUUAAUAUUUUAUUAUUAUUGAUAGAAGGAGACUUUAUAAGUGAAAAUUCUACCCGUGCCUCAUUGAUUGAAUCCUUAACCAAAGCGUUAGAUAAACCUCCUAAUCAAGUUGAAUCAAAAGAUAAAGUUUUUAUCUUAUUGUCAUUAUCGUCCUUGAUUGAUUCUUAUGACUGUUCUUUCGACGAUAUCAGGCCGUUGUUUCAAGCUUGUUCAAAAUCUUUCAGGGUAUAUUCAGAUCGUAAUGUUAGAGAAACUUUAGUCAAAGUGUUCAUAAGUAUUGGAAAUAGAUUUGUUGAGUUACAACAAGUCUCAAAACUUCUAGAAGGUAUAAAUGCUUAUUCUGACAAACGUAUGGAAGAACCUGAUUUUGAAAAGAGAUUAGCAAGUUUCAAAGAAAUAAAUGAAAACUUAUAUUCAAAUUUGACUACAGUACAAUGGUUACCUAUAAUAUACUGUGCUUUAUAUUUCAUAAAUGAUGAAUUAGAAUUAGCAAUUAGAACUAAUGCUACUUAUACAUUAAACAGAUUUAUUGACUGCUUUUCUGGAAUGGAAGAUUCUGGCUUAGCUCAAAGUCAUAUACAUAUGUUCAAAGAUGUAAUUUUGCCGCAUUUACGUAUUGGACUUAGAAAAUCAACUGAAGUCGUUCAAACCGAAUAUAUUUCUGUGCUUUCUCACACUAUUGAAUGUGCAAAGUAUUUUACUGAAUUGGAUGAUAUGAAAGUUUUAUUAUUCAACAAUGAUGAAGAAGCAAACUUCUUUAAUAAUGUGAAUCACAUUCAAUUGCAUCGUCGUCAAAGAGCUAUCAAAAGAGUCGCUGAAUACAGAAAUAAAUUAUCGGAAAAUAGUAUCUCACAUUAUAUUUUGCCAAUAAUCGAGCACUAUUCGUUUUGCCUGGAUGAAAAACUUCGUAAUAUUACCAAUGAAACUGUUGAUACGAUUGGUGCAUUAGCUAGGUGCAUAAGCUGGAAUCAAUAUAAGGCUUUGCUUAGAAGAUACAUUUCUGGAAUGAAAAAUAGCAAGGAAGAGUCAUUGAAGGACAAUGUGAAUUUGGUUGUUGCGGUAUCUAAAUCUUUAUUAGCUUCUAUUGAAUCGCGUAGAAAUAACUCUUCUGAAGACAUUAUGAGAGACCUACCGAAAAGCCAGGACGAAAUCAACAAAUAUGUCACUCAGGAGUUAUUUCCAACCUUAAUGAAAACUUUGGCACUUCGUAACGAUGACACUAUUGUUUCUCGUAUCCCAUUAUCUGAGGCAAUGGUAAGUUUAGUAAUGUGUGUCUCUGAAGAAUUAAUAGAAUCAGAGCUACCUGGUAUAUUAACUAGUACAUGUCAGGUUAUGCGUUCUAGGUCUGAAGAACUAAGAGAUACGGUUAGAAAGGCGUUAAGCAAAAUUUCUAUUAUCUUAGGAGCUAAAUACUUCAAAUUUAUCUUGAGUGAAUUGAAAGGUGCAUUAUCUCGUGGUUCUCAAAUACAUGUAUUGAGUUUUACUGUUCAUUCUUUAUUGGUCACUAUUUCUGAAGUCUUAGAACAUGGUGAUUUGGAUGAAUCUGUACAAUUGAUUAUAGAUAUAAUUAUGGAAGAUAUUUUCGGUGCCGCUGGACAAGAGAAAGACGCAGAGGGAUACACUAGUAAGAUGAAGGAAGUCAAGUUCAAGAAAAGUUUCGACUCGGGUGAACUAUUAUGUACCAACAUCUCAUUGAAGAGUUUCAGCUAUCUCGUUGAGCCCGUUAAACUUCUUCUACAAGAGAACGUUUCUUUAAAGACGCAAAAUAAGUUAGAUGAACUAUUGAGAAGGUAUGCGUUAGGUUUAAAUCGUAACAAUGAGUCUUCUUCACGGGACGUACUCGUUUUAAGUUAUGAACUUCAUAAGCAAUCUGAAAGACUCUUGAAUGAAAGAAGGGGACAUGUUAAGACUGUUAAACCAUCCGAAGACAACUUUUUGGUAAAGUUGAAUGCUAAACCAUUGAAAACACAAACGGAGCAUUCACAGUAUAUUUUCACGUUGCAGAAGUUUGCCUUUGAAUUAUUAAGAACUUCAAUUUCUCGACACGAAACAUUACUCACUACUGAGAACCUCGAAGGCUUUGUCCCUCUCUUAGAAAGUGGUUUACAGUCUGAUAAUGAAGGAGUAGUAAUUGCUUGUCUUCGUACCUUAACGCUAAUUAUUAGAUUGCCAUUUUCGGAACGAAUAGAUGGUCUAUUUAAAGCUUGUGCGAGAAAAUCUUUAAACAUGAUCAAGGAUUGUCCGUCUACCAACUCCGAGCUAUGUCAAGCUUGUUUAAAAUUUCUUUCUGCAAUUAUAAGACAUAAGCCUGAAAUAAGUUUAAAAGACACAGCAGUCAGCUAUGUACUUGUACGCCUUCAACCUGACUUGGAAGAGCCAAAUAGACAAGGUUUGGCCUUUAACUUUUUGAAAUCUGUUGUUUCACAACAUAUAAUGCUUCCUGAAGUUUAUGAUACUAUGGAUAAGGUAUCUAAAAUAAUGGUUGUCAAUCAUGCGAAGGAAAUUCGGGAUAUGUCAAGAAGUGUUUAUUUUCAAUUUUUGAUGGAAUAUGAUCAGGGAAGAGGCCGGUUAGAAAAGCAGUUCAAAUUCUUAGUGAAUAAUUUGGGUUAUGCGACACAAGCUGGAAGGCAAUCAGUAAUGGAACUAAUACAUUUAAUCAUUUUAAAAGCAGGAUCAGAAUUAUUGAAUAAAUUAUCUACUUCUUUCUUUAUUGCAUUGUCUAAUCUUAUGAUAAGUGAUGAUUCGGCAAAAUGCCGUGAAAUGGCUACUACGUUAAUAUCUAAUAUAUUUAAAAAGCUAGGCUCAAAGCAUUUAUCGAAUAUCGAGAAAUACUGCAUUGCUUGGUUGAACCAGUCAUCAAACGAAUUAUUAAAAAGAUGUGGUUUAAGUAUUUAUAAAAUUUACAUUGCGGAAUUUGGUGUUGGACAAAAUAAGGCAUUAGACCAAUUAGCUUUACAGAAUAUUCUUGAAAUUUUAUCAGCUUCGAAGAAUUGUGAAGAUCAUGAUACUAACAUUGAAUGGGAGUUGGUUUACUCUUCAUUGAGUGUUUUUUCUACUAUUUGUAGUAGAUUGAAGACAGAAGUUUUUAAAUCACAAUAUGAAGAAGUUUGGAAAUCUAUUUUGAAUUCUCUCUUGUUCCCUCAUUCUUGGGUUCGUCUAAUCUCAAGUCGAUUAGUUGGUAUUCUUUUAUCAAAUCUAGAUUCUUCAGAAUUUGCAUUUACUGAUUAUGAUAUUCAAACCAUAGCAUAUAGACUAUUACACCAACUCGGAGCACCAUCUAUUUCUCAAGAAUUGGGUACUCAAAUUACAAAAAAUUUAGUUUUAAUAACAAUGAGAUGGGAAUCUAAUAAAGUCUUAUACCAAUACAAAUCGUCUUCCGAUACGGAUGUUGGAGAAUCUACAAAAUACAAGUAUGCUACUGAGUAUCUUGUUUCUAGAGUCUGUUCAAUAAUAAGGCAAGAAAAUAAUUAUAAAGAUUCAUUUGUUUCAAAAAAGUCGUCUGUCCAAUUCGCUGCUAUGUUAGUUCAAGUUCUUUCCCUUGAAAAGUUACCUGUUGCUUCCGAGCAAAUUUUGCUAGCCUUAUACAAUUUAACAGAGUUAAAUCCUAAUAACAGCGAAGAAGAAAGCGAAUUAGUAAAUCUUUCAAUGGAAUGUAUGCAAAUGAUUGAAAAGAAACUUGGAACUUCUGAAUACACUAAUAUAUAUACCAAAGUCAAACAAGCUGUCAACUUGAGAAGAAGAGAAAGAAAAACCAAGAGAGCACAAAUGGCAGUUACAGCGCCAGAUAUUGCAGCAAGGCGGAAAAUGAAAAAGCAUGAAAGAUCAAGAGACAAAAGAAAACACGAAAAGGACGAUAAUGGAUAUUACCGUAGUAAAAAGAGCAGAUUUUCUUAG